CCUACGAAAUGUUUCGUAACUGAAUGUUGCGAGUUGUCUGAGCCGAGUAAAGGAAGGCAGCCAACUUGGGAAACGCGGCGGAAACCGGAUGGUUGGACUGUAGCGCGAUCACGCUCAUAACGGCCGAGGCAAGCACAGAUAUAGCAAAAGAUGAGCCCUAAUCUGAUAUGAACUUUGAACCAUUAUGCAGUUAUCCGCUGCUCCACGCACCGUUCUGGUCCAUUUAACGCUAUGCCUGUCGCUGCUGGUGAUCAGAGACUUUGUGCAAGGUAGCGAUGUGCACAUUGUCGAGGGAAAGCGCGCUUGUGACCGCGGCGGUGGAGCGUAUUGUUCCAGGGGCUUUGUUAAAGGCUACAUCGGGCCACUGGACACAGCUGCGCAAAUUAAAGAGGCCUUAGAAGCUACAUCAUAUAAGAAAGAAGUAAUCAUCUUUGGCGAAAGUCGCGCGAGCGAUGCCUCACAGACACUGGCGCGUUUCAGGAACCAUGGAUACAGUCACAUAAUGGUGCUGUUAUCCCAGUUGGAGGUAUGCAGACGGUUGGACUACGUGUUCUUGCCAUGGAAGAAUGCGCACGGCCCAAUCAGUUGUGGGACAUACGCCACGCGUGAUGAAAGCGGCCAGGCCUAUGCAAGUGGGUUCAGGUACCUGAAACGCGACAUCGGGAACACCAUGUGGUGGUACAAGUGGUACACGGCGGCACGCGCCGUGGCGCUGGGAUACAACGUGCUGGCCAUUGACAGUGACUGCCUUGUACUGGAUGACUUCUAUUUCCGCGUCAAGGCGCCCAGCCCGCUGGCCAGAUACAAUAUGUUCACGCAGUCUGAGGGCAAGACGCUCAUCAACAGCGGCUGGACGUAUGUUCAGAAUGCUGCAUCGAAUGGCCCUGUGGCAUGGAUGCUGUACGACAUGGUUCACAAGCUAGUACGAUGGGCAGAGGACCCCUCGGAGCUCUUCAAGAUGGCGCCGUUUGCAGCCACCAACGACGUGAUCUGGGGCGACGACCAGGAGUCCAUGAGUGAUGUGUUAUUCAGCUGCAUCAACGGCCGCACGAGCUACUACAUUAUAGCAUACAACAUCCGCGACGAUGAGGCCGCGUGGAGCAAGCUCGGAGUCAAGAACGCGUUGGAACACCUGGAUAGGCUCCAAGGAAUGGAUUACUGGAAAAUGGAGACGUUCCCCGUGUCCGGCGAGCUGGCGGACCUGGUGUGCGAGCACCUGCCCGACGUAGAGCGCUGCCGCCGCGAGCCUGCCACCAACUUCACCGCACAGACCGUGGAACUGCGCAUGCCGCACAGCGGCGGCGUCUUUCCUCCGGAAUGGGGCGGCUACCCGUUUGUCAAGGAGGCGGGGCCUAUCACGCUCGCGUACCGCCAAUCUUUCAAGGAUCUAGGCGUGCCUCUGCCGCCCGACCCCGAGGACCCCGCCACCGAGGCAGCGGCCCGCGCCACCAAGUCAGAACACUUCGUGCUCAUGCAGAGCUUUGUCAAGACCGACGGCUUCCGGCAUCCAAACCCCAUGGGCUGGGUCCAGAACACUUGGGCCGCCGCCGGAUAUGUGGGCCUGUGGCACACGCACCUGGCGCCGCCCGGUAGCCAUAUGUUCCAGGGCGGUGGCCAUGUGUUUGCGGGCAUGUUCCCCUUCGGCCCCGCAACCAAGUACCUAGCACUGUCGUCCGCGGGCCACUACGACUGGCGCGUCGCGGCCAGGCUGGCCGGCCACCCGGACAAGGUGUUCAUCACCGCCCAGUCGGGGCCUGAGGUGGAGCUGCGGCGGGUGGUGGCCUACUCGCCCGGCCUCAUACCUGACAGCAUCACCAAGGAGGACUUCAUCGUGGCAGUCAAUGGCCUGGCGCAGCUGGGGGUGGCGCUGGGGGCGGUGGUGGCCUGGCCCGAGAUAGACUGCAACACUGAGUGGGUGCAAGCCAAUCCGUUCAGGAACAAGACCCGCGUGGGGCCUCAGACCGUCCCCUGGACCUACCUCAACACGGGCUUCACGGUUUACCCCUUCGGGCGGUCGCUGGAAACGUUGAAGUGCCAGUGGAACGGCUUCCAUCAGUCUGAGUGCCUACAGAACAGGCGGCCCAACGGCCUCGACGUUGGCCGCGCCCUCACCCCCAUUGAGUUCGACCACCUGCUGUCGCGCACGCGGCGCCAGCUGUUUGCGCAGCUGGGGAUUGAUGCCGACAUUCACGUGGGCACACCGCUGAAACUGGCCAGUAACGGCACUGCUGCCCCCAGCUCCUCCGCGCAUCCCGCCAUGGCUGAGGUGUCGUACUCGGACCUGCUGGCCGCCAACACGGACACGCUGCUGCACAGCCACGCCGCCGAGCACGUGCCCAUCCUGUGGGUGGACAGGCUGGUGGCGGGCGUGAGCGGCAUGACGGGGGAGCUCAAGAAGGUGUAUGACAACUGGAGCAAGACGUGCGUAAUACUUCAUUACUUUGAGGCGCAACCUCUUCCCCACGACUAUUAGUCGUACAUAUCGUAUCAACGCAACAAUGCUGAGUGAGAGAGGACAAGCGGCAAUAGCAAGAAUUACGCAUAGGCGCUCACGCGCUGAUCACGGACUGCACGCAUCAUGACAUGUACGUAUCGACAUGUAUGUAUGAUCUGUUUUGGAGGAGGCACUGCACGUCUGACACACCAUUGAAUGCGUGAGUGUCUGAGUGAUAUGAUGACGUGAAGCAUAGUGAGAGCCUGAGAGGCGUGGACGCCCUGGGGUGCAUGCCUGUGGUUUACCAUGGGCGGAGGUCACAGAACAGCGGUCGCGGCCAGGGGUUGUUCACUCGUUCGUAGCUUGCAUUGCUGUGAUUCGUGAGCUCCGAGGAACGGAGGAUGGGCUAGGCUGCCGACAACGCGGAAUGUACUAUUGCAGUACCAUAUUGUGCUAGCACUGCACUUCAUGUAAGUGAUGUAACAUGACUAUCCA
Messenger RNA from Chlamydomonas reinhardtii, 2929 nucleotides. RefSeq lists its product as uncharacterized. The transcript is spliced from 26 exons. The record is from RefSeq and is a predicted model, not a curated record. NCBI's taxonomy places the organism in Eukaryota, Viridiplantae, Chlorophyta, Chlorophyceae, Chlamydomonadales, Chlamydomonadaceae. Bases 503 to 2473 code for a protein of 656 amino acids.